AGCCCAAAAGUCUGCAUCGCUUCCCCUGCCUUUUCCCUCCCCAAUUUUAAACCUUCUCUUUCAGUGGAGUGGAAAAACCAAAACCGGUGCAAAAAUAAAGGCCCCUUUCGAAAAAGAAAAAAUCUAAAACUGAUAACGAACCAAGAAAAGCAAAGAAUUUAGAGGAAAAUCAAGUGAGCCUCGGAGGAUCUGAGCAAAAGAUGAUGAAACUUUUUGGUAGGGGGAAAGAGUCCUCCCCUGAUGUCUCGCCGCAAUCGUUCGGACACUCGGCGUCACCGUCUACGUCUUUGGAGUCUCCGGUGACCGGUCCCGCAAGACCGAUUCGGUUGUUGUACUGCGACGAGAAAGGGAAGUUCCGGAUGGAUCCGGAAGCCGUCGCGGCUUUGCAGCUUGUUAAGGGGCCAAUUGGAGUCGUUUCGGUCUGUGGCCGGGCUCGUCAGGGGAAGAGUUUCAUUUUGAAUCAGCUUCUUGGAAGGAGUAGUGGGUUUCAAGUAGCAUCAACUCAUAGACCGUGUACAAAAGGGCUUUGGUUGUGGAGUGCACCAUUAAAGAGAACUGCUCUUGAUGGAACUGAGUACAAUCUUUUGCUAUUAGAUACUGAAGGAAUAGAUGCCUACGAUCAAACGGGAACAUACAGCACUCAGAUAUUUUCCCUAGCUGUCCUCUUAUCUAGUAUGUUCAUCUACAACCAGAUGGGAGGUAUAGAUGAAGCUGCCCUGGAUCGUCUCUCUCUUGUCACUCAAAUGACAAAACAUAUUCGAGUCAAAGCUGGAGGAAGAAUAACAACAGCUUCUGAACUUGGGCAGUUCUCACCAAUAUUUGUUUGGCUUCUUAGGGAUUUUUAUCUGGAUUUGGUGGAGGAUAAUAGGAAAAUCACUCCCCGUGACUACCUUGAGCUUGCUUUACGGGCAGUUCAAGGUAGUGGGAAAGAUAUAGCUGCCAAAAAUGAGAUCAGAGACUCCAUUCGAGCUCUAUUUCCUGAUAGAGAAUGCUUUACCCUUGUGAGGCCUUUGAACAAUGAAAAUGAUCUCCAAAGACUUCAUCAAAUUUCGCUUGACAGACUGAGACCUGAGUUUCGAGCUGGGCUUGACGCAUUUACAAAGUUUGUUUUUGAGAGAACAAGGCCUAAGCAGGUUGGGGCUACUGUAAUGACAGGUCCUGUUCUUAUUGGUAUCACUGAAUCUUAUCUGGAUGCUUUGAAUAAUGGUGCAGUGCCCACAAUAUCUUCCUCAUGGCAGAGUGUUGAAGAAGCCGAGUGCCGAAGGGCAUAUGAUUCCGCUGCGGAGUUUUAUAUGUCAACUUUCGACCGUACAAAGCCACCUGAGGAAGUGGCAUUGAGGGAGGCUCAUGAAGAAGCUGUUCAAAAAUCACUGGCUAUAUAUAAUGCUAGUGCUGUAGGGGUUGGAUCAAUGAGGAAGAAAUAUGAGGAGCUUCUACAGAAAUUUUUCAGAAAGGCAUUUGAGGAUUAUAAACGGAAUGCGUAUAUGGAAGCAGAUUCACGAUGUUUAAAUGCCAUUCAGAGCAUGGGAAAGAGGUUGAGAGCAGCAUGCCAUGCUUCUGAUGCAAGCAUAGAUAAUGUUGUGAAAGUUCUUGAUGCUCUUCUAUCUGAGUAUGAAGCAUCAUGUCAUGGCCCUGGAAAAUGGCAGAAACUGGCUGUAUUUUUACAGCAAAGCAUGGAGGGGCCUGUGCUGGAUUUCACCAAGAGACUUGUAGAUCAGAUUGGAUCAGAGAAAAGUUCCCUGGCAUUGAAAUGCCGUUCAAUUGAGGAUAAGAUGAAGUUACUUAACAAGCAACUGGAAGAUAGUGAGAAGUAUAAAUCUGAAUAUCUGAAGCGAUAUGAUGAUGCCAUCAAUGACAAGAAGAAGCUUGCUGAUGAAUAUGCUAGCCGGAUGAAUAAUUUGCAAGGUGAUAACAGUUCACUGAAGGAGAGAUGUUCUAGUUUAAUGAAAGCUCUGGACUCUGCCAAGCAAGAAAUAUUAGACUCGAGAAGAAAACAUGAUCAGGUGUUAUCAAAGCAGAAAGCCAAGGAUGAUCAGACCACCUCAGAAAUGGAAGUGCUCAAGUCCCGGAGCACUGCUGCGGAAGCAAGGUUGGCUGCUGCUAGGGAGCGAGCUGAAUCUGCUCAAGAGGAAGCAGAGGAGUGGAAGAGGAAGUAUGACUUUGCUGUUAGAGAAGCAAAAGCUGCUCUGGAGAAGGCAGCUAAUGUGCAAGAGCGGACAGGCAAGGAAACUCAACUUAGGGAAGAUGCUCUGAGGGAAGAGUUUUCACAUACUUUGGCUGAGAAGGAUGAGGAAUUGAAGGACAAGUCAGCAAAGAUUGAGCAUGCUGAGCAGUGCUUGACAACUAUAAAGUUGGAGUUGAAGGCUGCUGAGUCAAAAAUCAAGAGUUAUGAUGCAGAGAUAUCAUCACUGAAGGUUGAAACCAGGGAGUUAGCUGAGAAGCUAGAAAAUGCUAAUACCAAGGCCCAGUCAUUUGAGAGAGAAGCUAGGAUUUUGGAGCAGGAGAAGAUCCAUUUGGAGCAGAAGUAUUCAUCUGAGUUCAGGAGGUUUGCAGAAGUUGAGGAACGGUGUAGACUAGCUGAGAAAGAAGCGAAGAAAGCAACUGAAUUGGCUGAUAAAGCACGAGCAGAAUCAGUAGCUGCUCAAAAGGAGAAAAGCGAGAUACAGAGGAUGGCAAUGGAAAGACUGGCUCAGAUUGAGAGGGCUGAGAGGCAAAUUGAGAACUUGGAGAGACAGAAAACAGACUUGGGUGAUGAACUACAUAGAGUACAGGUGUCAGAGAUGGAUGCAGUUUCUAAAGUUGUAUUAUUAGAGGCUAGAGUUGAAGAGAGGGAGAAAGAGAUAGAGUCUCUAUUGAAAACAAACAAUGAACAGAGGACUAGUACAGUUAAAGUCCUUCAAGAUCUUUUGGACUCUGAGCGUGCAGCACAUGCUGAUGCAAAUGACAGGGCUGAAGCCCUUUCUCUCCAGCUACAAGCUGCACAGGCAAAACUUGAUUUACUCCAGCAAGAGUUGACUUCUGUUCGUCUAAAUGAAACAGCAUUGGAUAGUAAGCUCAAAACUGCUUCCCGUGGAAAACGUUUGAGGGGAGAUGAUUUUGAAAUGGGGGUGGGAUCUGUUCAAGAAAUGGAUACGAGUGACAGAAUUUUGAGAGCAAAUAAGAAGUCCAGGAGCACAACUAGCCCCCUCAGGUAUUCACAAUCAGAAGAUGGUGGGUCUGUAUACAAGGGUGACGAGGACAACCCGAAUCAGCAAAACAAUCAGGAGGAUUAUACAAAGUUCACCGUACAAAAACUCAAGCAGGAACUCACAAAACAUAAUUUUGGUGGCGAGCUGCUUGCAUUGAGGAAUCCCAAUAAGAAAGAUAUCCUCUCUCUGUAUGAGAAAUGUGUUCUGCAGAAGUCAUAACAGUUUUUCCAGUUGACUAAUGACUUGUAUAUGGCAGGGUAUGUAAUCUACUAUUAGUUGAUAGUUAUGAGUAUAUGAGCCUAGGAGAAGUUUUAAUUUCUCUUUGGGUUGGAAAAGCUUAGAAAUUCUGACUUAGAGUGCAGGUACGUGUCUUUUUCUUUAUUUUGAUUUAAAACUGACAUGGAGACAUCAAGGGAUAAAGGUUUGUCUGUCAUAUGUAGGCAUGUUUAUGUGAAUUUGAUCGUGGUGGUCCAUGGGCUCGGUAGAGGACUUGAUUUAUUUCUCAGUGUGGUUUUUGCAGUUCAGAUUGUAUCCAAACCUAUUCGAAAGAAUAUUCAAGUUUGAUUGUAUUUUUAACCCAGUCUUAUAGCCUAAAAUA
Molecule: messenger RNA, 3786 nt
Organism: Theobroma cacao (cacao)
Lineage: Eukaryota; Viridiplantae; Streptophyta; Magnoliopsida; Malvales; Malvaceae
Product: Guanylate-binding family protein
Molecular function (GO): GTP binding; GTPase activity
Source: RefSeq, a predicted model, not a curated record